Molecule: messenger RNA, 318 nt
Organism: Cooperia oncophora
Lineage: Eukaryota; Metazoa; Nematoda; Chromadorea; Rhabditida; Trichostrongylidae
Source: the annotation of a GenBank genome assembly
AUGAUUAUUUUUAACUCUUUUAGCGCACAUGGCAGCCCAUGGGUUUCGGCUAUCACUAAAGCCCACGUAUACUACGAUGGAAGAGUGACAUGGGAACCGCCCGUUAUUUAUCAUUCGUUCUGUACGAUGAAUGUCGAAUGGUAUCCAUACGACAUACAACAAUGUGAGCUAAAAUUUGGCAGCUGGACGUAUAGUGGCACACAACUGGACCUGAUGCAUCUGCUCUCGGAUGAUGUGAAAUAUGUGGUUCGUAAGAACGAGAGCGAAUGGGACGUAGAGCGAGGAGUUGAUGUUUCAGGCUAUCAGGUGAGUGUGUAG